This is a messenger RNA of Candidozyma haemuli, 1908 nucleotides long. RefSeq names its product Avt4p (gene AVT4). The record is from RefSeq and is a predicted model, not a curated record. The transcript has a single exon. The coding region runs from base 1 to 1908 and encodes 635 amino acids. Gene Ontology annotation, molecular function: amino acid transmembrane transporter activity. NCBI's taxonomy places the organism in Eukaryota, Fungi, Ascomycota, Pichiomycetes, Serinales, Metschnikowiaceae. Gene Ontology annotation, biological process: amino acid transmembrane transport.
AUGAGCAAACCUCGCGAAAUCACAGGACGGAGAGACUCUAUUGCCAAACUAACACGUUCUCUGUUCAACUCCAGACAAAACUCCCCUCGUUCAUACUCGGCAUCCAACCUGUUCCAGAGAAAUGCUCUUUUCUUAAACCCGAACGGAACUCCAAUCUCACUGCUUUCGUCAGAAGAUGUCAUUGAGGAUUCGAGCAACGGAGGACGUGGAAACAGUCCUACUGAGCCAGAUAAUGAUGAACCAAACUUGGCUCUGGGUAUGACUGAUCCCAAAGUGCUUGAAAACGUUGCUAAACAUCUUAAAACUUCAGAGCGUGAUGGCCUUGCUGCUGAAGGUGGUGAUAUAACUAGAGCAAUUUACAAAUUGGGCAACGAGAAUGCAAAACCAAACCUUAAGAGGUCGAAGUCUGAUCCACUGAUUGAAGCUCGUUCUAGGAGAGGCUCUUGUGCCUCUAGUUUGAACGUGCCUGGCGGAUUCCGUAGACAGUUUGUUUUGAACAGGAACAAGAGGACACCCAGUUUGGUAACCAGGAACUUUGUGGAAUUUUUGAGCAUCUAUGGUCAUUUUGCUGGUGAAAAUUUAGAAGAUGAUGACGACGUUGCAUGUCACUACGAGCCUUAUACCCCGUUUGGUGAAGAUACCCCACUCUUACCAGCUGACAUCAAUCCAAACGGUACUGCUUCCGACAAGAAGGCUUACUUUUUGCUUUUAAAGGCCUUUGUGGGCACUGGAGUUUUAUUUUUGCCUAAGGCUUUCUCCAGUGGAGGUCUCCUAUUCUCAGCAUUGACGUUGUUCUUCUUUGGUCUACUUUCGUUCUGGUGCUACUACAUCUUGGUACAGUCGAAGGUUGCCACAAAGGUGACUGGGUUUGCAGAGAUUGGUUUGAAGACGUAUGGUGUCACACUUCAAAGGUUAAUUCUUUUCCUGAUAAUCAUAUCUCAGGUUGGAUUUGUCGCUGCUUACAUUGUUUUCACAGCCGAAAACUUGAGAGCCUUUGUUGUAAACGUAUCCUCCUAUAAAACAGAAGAUAUUGAUAUCUUCUGGUUCGUUGUUUUUCAAGCUAUUGUCUUAGCGCCGCUUUCUUUAAUUAGAGACAUCACUCGUCUCUCACUUUCGGCGCUUGUGGCUAACGUUUUCAUCUUUGCUGGUUUGGUGACCAUCUUGUACUACACCAUAAGGCAAUUUCAACAGAACAACUUUGUUCCAGGAGAGGGAAUUUACUAUUUCUUCAACAAGUCGGAAUCAUCGUUGUUCAUUGGUGUUGCUAUUUUUGCAUUUGAAGGUAUAGGUCUUAUCAUUCCUAUCCAAGAGUCGAUGAUCUACCCCAAGAACUUUCCAAAAGUUUUGUUUUCUGUGAUCAUGACCAUUUCGUCGAUUUUUGUCUUUAUCGGCUCAAUUGGCUAUCUCACGUACGGAAAGGAUAUCCACACCGUUAUCCUCCUUAAUCUUCCUCAAGGAUCACCUACAGUUAUCAUGACACAAGUACUUUACGCAUGUGCCAUUCUUUUGUCGACACCAAUUCAAAUCUUCCCGGCAGUUCGUCUAAUUGAGCUGAAAUGUUUCCUGCCACAUAAGUCAGGAAGAAACUCGUCAAGAGUGAAGUGGCAGAAAAACUUGCUUCGUUGUACCUUCGUUUUCACGACAGCCACUAUUGCAUUAUACGGAGGUAAAAACUUAGAUAAGUUUGUUUCAUUUGUCGGUUGCUUCGCUUGCAUCCCAUUAGUGUACAUGUACCCGCCAAUGUUGCACCUUAAAACCUGUUGCCAACAGGAAUGUGAUGAUUGUUUCUCUGUUAAACCAGAUCCUCACGCUACAAAGAAGAAAUGGUUAGCACGUCUCGAUUAUGCACUUAUUGCCCUUGGAUCGUUAGCCGUUGUUUACACAACCUACGAUAUCUUGGCUCAUUAA